This is a messenger RNA of Polypterus senegalus (gray bichir), 2785 nucleotides long. Its product is annotated as CD276 antigen-like. Gene Ontology annotation, cellular component: external side of plasma membrane. Lineage: Eukaryota; Metazoa; Chordata; Cladistia; Polypteriformes; Polypteridae. The coding region runs from base 466 to 1308 and encodes 280 amino acids. Gene Ontology annotation, biological process: immune response; negative regulation of T cell proliferation; positive regulation of T cell proliferation. The transcript has 5 exons. The record is from RefSeq and is a predicted model, not a curated record.
GGGGUGGCGGGGUGCCAUUUAUAACUUCGCUUAUAGGGCAGCGAAAAUCCUAGAGCAGGCCCUGACAUAUAACCUAACCUGUAUGGCAUUUUUUGGACUGUGAGAGAAAACCCGGACGAACAAGGGGAGAAGAAAGAAACUCCGCGCGACUCGACCUCCGCGGUCUCCGUGCGGCCCUAUACGGCAAAUGCACCUGCUGCCAAAUAACAACUGAUCUGCCUAAUGCUGGAAGGAUACCAACUUCAAACCUACGCGGAUAUAACUAUAGACAAAUAGAACCGAAUUGUUUGGCAGGUAAUCGCUCUGUGUCACACGUGCAUGGACUAACUUUAUAAAGGGGGAUUUUCCCAUCCCGGGACAUUCCAAACUCCAGAGCUCAAUUUAAACGUGAAAGUGAAAGUGGGAACCGCAGACCAACGAGGACGCCUGAAGACGCAUUUCUUCACUGCAGCCGCACAGACGAAGAUGGAACCUAUAUUGAAGAUGUCCUUCAUGCCAGUCUUGGGGUUGUUUUUAACAAUAACUGCAUCAGCACUCAGCGAGCUUUUAUCACUGAACUGUGAAAAUAACAUAACUGGGAUAUACGCCACCCCGACAGAGCUAAAAUGCAUUUUGAAGGCCCAGGCACAGCUACAAAUCAAAAAAUUAUUGUGGAUAAAGAAGGGAUCCGUGGUGCAGGAGCUUAUUCAAUUUGAUGGGAGCAAAUUAAGUACUUCAGACCCUGAAUAUUUCACACUGUCACAACAGGACCUGAGAACCGAUAUCUCUCUUCUGGUGAGGAACACUCGGAUUGAGGAUGAAGGAACAUAUAAGUGUAUUGUAAUGGCAAACGCUGGCCCUCAAGAAUACGAGAUUUACCUGAAAGUGGAAGCUGGAUAUUCCCCGCCUGAAAUGAAAAAAUCAGCUACUGCCGUGAAUUGUAGCACUGGAGGCGGAUAUCCACAGGGAGAACUGCGCUGGAUGGACGAGAGUGGGGCUGACCUGACAAGCCAAGCGAAGAACACAUGGGAAGUGACCGACGGUGGGCUGAUCCAGUUACACAGUGAACUGAGUAUUUCACCCAGGACUGGUUACCACUCUUACACCUGCAUUGUGCUCAACAGCAAGGGAGAAGAAGAAGGAAGAGACACUUUAAAAAUUCCAGAAGUUGAAAAGCAGAUGGAAGUGGAAGCUGAACAGAAAAGUUCUUCCAAACACACGUGGAUAAUCGUCUCCAUUUGUGUCAUCCUGCUGGCUUUAAUCAUAGCUGUGCUCUUCGUACGAUGGAACAGAAGGCCACAUUUUAGGCUUAUUAAGUCCGUAGCUUGAUGGGAAGAACAGCACCGUAUUUGCUCUUCAAGCAAGAGUUGUUGUCUUUCUUUGUGAAAGUCCUGUAUUUCCGACAACAUCCUCACAUAACCGAGAUUGAACUUUGCAAUUAUAUAGCUAGCUUCAGUCGAUGAGCUAAUCAAUUAUGUUUUUUAUAUAGUGCCUUUCACAAUGAAUCGUGUCCAUACGGUUUACUGCAGAAGGAUCGCAGAGAGUCGCGGCUUUAUUAGCUUAAUUUCUAGCUUCUGAAUAAUCUGUGGCACUUUUUACAAUCACUCCUUCACUGAGUGCUUGAAACUUGUGAGACUCUGCGAAACAUUUCCGGAGGAGCCACGUAACAAAAGGCCAGAAUGACAAGGUAAAGGUAAACGGAAUGAUUGAAAAAAAUGGAGUAAAAUGUGGCCAGCAGGUGGCGGUAUGGGGGAACAGGUGACAUUAAUGAGUUGUCAUUCGUUUUUUAUUUUUUUAGUUGGUGUUUUUACUGCUGGGUGAUCUCUACCUUUUGCUGGUCGAAAUGUGGUCCCAGUUAUAACCCUGGGUUCAAGGGAAUCACCGGAAACUGGCAGUGUCUUUGUUUUUACUCCAGCACGUCAAAGAUUUUACAAGAAAAGGAGUUUAAAGCUGCGCCCUGGCCGUACAUAUUGCACGCUGGUGAAAUUCCAUUAACUGCCACCUUACUUAACCACCGCCAUGGGUUGGGUUUUGAUCUUUGAAGUGGUCGCCCUAUCAGUGCAGCUCUCUGUUUUUACCUGUGCAUUGUGCUGUGAUUUAUAUUUAUGCAGCCAUUUUAACACACUGGAUGCUCAACUCCUACCAGAAGUAGCCUUAGGGGUGUGCGGGGCCUCAGGGUUGACCAACCCCACGCGGUGGGCCGGUUACGUCAAACGCUGUUACCGGUCUGGGUGCACUGCGCACGAAUUAAAUAAAAAUAACACGAUGUAAAAAUAAUCAAUAAAAAUUUUUUUGCAAGAUAGCACGCGGACUUUAUCCAAAUAUAAUGGAGAAUAAAUAUAACUUGACAAAUCCACUCGAACGGGACACCCGGACAUCAAAAGCGGGCCCCACCUUAGGCUCGGAGCCCACUUGCCACCCCUAAACGCCGCUCUGAACGCCUACAUCAGUCCUCUCGUAUUUGCGAUCGCUAAACUCAUCCAUCCACUCCUCCAUUUUCUGCACGCCCUUUUGUCCAGAGGAAGUCACAGUCCGUCCCAGAAAGCGUUGUAUAAAAAUCCCAUCAGCUUAAAUGAUGAAGACUUUUGUUAGACUGCGGUGGGUUGGCACCCUGCCUGGGUUUGUUUCCUGCCUUGUGCCCUGUGUUGGCUGGGAUUGGCUCCAGCAGACCCCGUGACCCUGUGUUCGGAUUCAGCGGGUUGGAAAAUGGAUGGAUGGAUGGGCUUUUGUUACAAUCAAUGUCAGUGGAAAGUGAAAAUGUGAAUAUAUUGAUUCUAUAUCUCUCUAUUAUAUAUAUAAAAAAAAA